CGCGCUGCUGCUCGGCCUGGGUUUUCAUCUUCUACAUCUAGUUCUUGGAACCACUGUGAUUCCUUCGUGUAUCCCGGGAGAAUCUGAAGACAACUGCACAGCUUUAGUUAAGACAGAAAACAAUCCACGUGUGGCUCAAGUGUCAAUAACAAAGUGUAGCUCUGACAUGAAUGGCUACUGUUUGCAUGGACAGUGCAUCUUCCUGGUGGACAUGAGUGAAAAAUACUGCAGGUGUGAGGUGGGUUAUGCUGGUGUCCGAUGUGAGCACUUCUUUUUAACGGUCCAACAACCCCUGAGCAAAGAAUACGUGGCUCUGACUGUGAUUCUUAUUCUCUUCGUUCUUCUCUUCGUCGCUGGCUCCAUAUACUACUUCUGGAGAUGGUACAGAAAUCGAGAAAGUAAAAAGUCAAGGAAGGAGUACGAAAGGGUGACCUCAGGAGACCUGGCGUUGCCACAAGUCUGAGUGGCGCCACCAAGCUCAAGGGCCGGGAUGCACAGCAAGCCUGAUGAUGUUAAUAUUCCUAUUUUAUUAAUAAUAUUUAUGUUGGGUCAUGUGUUAAGUCAACAAUGGUAUAUUUUUAAUAUAUUUGGAAACUUUUUUACUUCUGUUUUAUUUUUAACAAACUAUUUGUAAAUGUACACAAACUAAUAUAGAAAGAAAAUUGAUAUUUUUUUUCUUGAGCUAAGUGCUUUAUUGAAAGCUUCAAACUUAUUUGUCUGCUACAAAUAAGUUGCUCGGGAAGUGUCAGCAAAGGACAGAUUUCUGUAAGCCUAAAUAUAUGGUCAAAUCAGUUUAAUAAGUAUAUUUUUCCACUCCUCAAAGCAAUGAUGAUUGGUUUGUUUAUACCGUAGUUUGAUGUAUAACUUGACUCCACUGUGUCAUAUAUUGAAACAAUGAUAUAAUGGGAAUUGGGGAGAAGCAAAUAUAGAUCGUGUGCUAAACACUACACAUUUGAAACAAACUAAACUGGGAGAGCUCUGCUCCCUCCAGGCCCAUCCUCAGCUAUAACUCUGUUUACCUGCUUAAAGGGGAAGUAGACAAUUCCUUAUUCCAACCCACAGCUCCUAUGGAUACUAGUCACCCGUCUAACAGAUUCUCCUUAAGGAAAAUGAACCAAUUUAUACCAUCUUUUAUGCAAAUAGUAGAUAUUUUUAUAGCUUCACAAAGUUCCUUUUUUUGUACAGCAUUUAUGUGAGGCAACUCUUGCUUCUGAGACAAUUUUUUUUUUAAAAAAAAUCCACACUUACAGCUUCUUUUUAAGAGUAUUUAUUUUUGUAAGGAUUUUGUUGAAUUCUAAGGUUAACUCAUAGUCCAAAAUUUGAUGGACUAAUCAUUAUUUUAAAGUACAAGACAAUAGUUAUAUAUAUUGUCUAAAGGCAGAAAUAGUUGUUUUCUACCGAAUAAAUUUUUAACUUAAGAAAUAAAGUAAGUAGCUUCUUGUAGAAUUUGAAAUUAUAUAUUUAAAAUUAUAUCCUGAUGCAGAACAUGGGGAAAACAAGAAAAAAUAAGCCAUAAUGUAUUUUUCCAAAUGAACACAUUUGAAAGUUUUUACAAUUUAGACUUAACCAUUCAUUCCUUCUGAUGAAGACUGGGAUGAAACCAGGGCCUUAUUUUCUGUCUUUUGUUUAUUUUGGGGAAGGGACUAUGGUUUCUCCUGUGCUCAGAGCCUAUGGUCUCAGUGAGCUAGUAAGGAUGCUUGGGGCAACUGCAUAAGGAGUCACAGCUGUUACCACCUGGGUGUUGCAGGGAGACUAUCUCGCUGAAUGUAGACCUUUAGUUUCUCAGCAUCACACACUUGAUCAGGGAGCGUCUAUUCUUUCCCACUUGUUGUCCUGACAUGUGCUAGGGCAACAAAGAUAAAAUAAGUGAUGGCUAACCUCUGAGGUGCCAGGUGCCAGGACUUGCUUCCACAUGUACCCCUGCAUUAUAUAGCCUGGUGCAUUCACAUGAUGCUUAUCCAAAGUCCUGAACCUGGUUCUUUACUACUAGGAGAACAAAUUAUUUGUGUAUGUGUGCAUAUUCACAUACAAACACACAGGUACAUGUGAGCUCAGUUAAUCAAAUUAUAAUCACUUGUCACUUUAUCAAAAAUAUAUAAAACUUAAAAACAAGAUAAAGAGAAGUAAAAUAAAAUUCAGUGAGCUCAAAAAGGAUAUUUCUGUUUGCCAUCUAAUAUAGCUGAAGCCAAAUGUGUAAGAACACAUUUUAAAUCCUAUACAUACUUAUUGACACCUGUAAACAAAGUCUGCCUAUUUUAAGUGAUCUGCAUUGCUUCAGAGUAUUUAUUGACUAACCAAGAAAUCAGCUUCAAUUCAUUAAUUUUACUGACAAGAAGGAAGUCAUAGUGGUUUAUCUGAAGCAUCUCAACUCAUAUUGCAUCACUAAUUGUAAGUAGUUAGGUGUGUUUUUAAUCUUCAUUUAAGGAUGUUUAUAAAACUAGCCCCCGUAAAAGUUAAGUCUUUAUUUAGAAAUACAUGUUAAAUAAUCAAAAGGUAGGACCCAGAUUGCUUUUUGUGGAUGAAAAGUAAGUAAAAAAUAAUUGCCUUAAUGAGGAUAAUGCUGGGCAAAAAUAAAAGUAAAAUUAUUACUAUUAGCUCAUGUUUCCUAUAAGCAAUGGAAAUAUUUUGGUUCACAUUUAGUAUGUCUUCCUUAUUUUACAGAUUUCUCACUAUAUUUCUAGAAGGGGCUAUUCAUAGCCAAGAUAUUGAGAACAAAUGUAAAUCCAAUGUAUAUAUGAUAAUUCAUGGCUUCCUACCAAGACCAUACAAUAAUGUAACUCGCUUAACAUACUCUAUAGCCAAGAACAUAAGUACUAUGAUUAGUACUAAAGGUUUUACCUCAAAAUUGAGAUAUAUGUGUAUAUAUGUGUGUGUGUAUAUAUAUAUAUACAGAACAUUUAUAGUACAAUAGAUCACUACCAUUCUAGACAUUUUUUAUUUUGCUCUCAUCUUUCUGCCAAUGUCAAAGCAAUGGGAGAAAUGGUGCACUAGCAUGACUAGUCUAACUCAGAUUUUUAUUUUGUGUCUGGGAAAAAGCUAAAAUCAAUUUCUGUCAGAUAAUAUAUUUUCAUACAACAAAUGCAUAAUACUAGGUUCUAAUUUCUAUUGAUUUCAAUAAUGCAGUUUGUAAAAGCUAAUGUCUGAUCCACUUUGUCAUUUUUGCUGCAAUAUCCAUUCUACAGACUUGGAAAAAAUGCAUUUAUUUUGCUUCCUAAUAUUUUCAGUUUUUUUCUACUCUUACUUAUAUGGGAGAAAAGGGAGUAACAGCGUAUAUAAACAGUGUUCUGGAGUACUUUGUAAUACUUUAAUUUGAGAAAAAUUUUACCUAAAACAUAGCUGUUAUUCAAAUUGGUACAAUGUUAAAAGUAUUUUUCUCUUUGCUUUUUUUGUAUUCUGUAAUUGCACUUUUUAAAAUUGAAGAGCCAUUUUGGUAUACAGUUUAUAUUAAAGAUGCUAUGGAACAUAAAGUUGUAUUGCCUGUGGAUUAAAGUAACUUAUUUGAUAAUGAAUUUUAUCUGAGUACUGAAUUGUAUCAAUUUGUUUGUGUUCAAUAUCAGCUUUGAUAAUUGUGUACCUUAAGAUAUUGAAGGAGAAUAUAAUUACUUUACAAGAUAUUGUUAAUGUUUAUUUAUUUUUGUUGAGAAAUG
Messenger RNA from Myotis brandtii (Brandt's bat), 3647 nucleotides. It is a transcript of the gene EREG, whose product is annotated as epiregulin. Gene Ontology annotation, biological process: epidermal growth factor receptor signaling pathway; positive regulation of cell population proliferation; positive regulation of mitotic nuclear division. The record is from RefSeq and is a predicted model, not a curated record. Lineage: Eukaryota; Metazoa; Chordata; Mammalia; Chiroptera; Vespertilionidae. Bases 167 to 463 code for a protein of 98 amino acids. The transcript is spliced from 5 exons.